Ochotona curzoniae (black-lipped pika) is the source of this 3364-nucleotide messenger RNA. It is a transcript of the gene KIF23, whose product is annotated as kinesin family member 23. The record is from RefSeq and is a predicted model, not a curated record. The transcript is spliced from 23 exons. Gene Ontology annotation, molecular function: microtubule binding; ATP binding; microtubule motor activity. Lineage: Eukaryota; Metazoa; Chordata; Mammalia; Lagomorpha; Ochotonidae. Gene Ontology annotation, cellular component: microtubule; nucleus; kinesin complex. The coding region runs from base 1 to 2865 and encodes 954 amino acids. Gene Ontology annotation, biological process: microtubule-based movement.
AUGAAGCCUGCGAGGGCUAAGACACCUAGGAAACCUCUUGUGAAAAAGGGAUCCCAGACGAACCUUAAAGACCCAGUUGGGGUGUACUGCAGGGUGCGCCCGCUGAGCUUUCCCGACCAGGAGGGUUGCAUAGAAGUGAUCAAUAACACGACUGUUCAGCUUCACACGCCGGAGGGUUACAGACUCAACAGAAAUGGAGACUACAAGGAGACUCAGUAUUCAUUUAAGCAAGUAUUCGGCACUCAUACCACUCAGAAGGAGCUCUUCAAUGUUGUGGCCUGUCCUCUGGUGGAUGACCUCAUUCAUGGCAAAAAUGGUCUGCUUUUUACAUACGGUGUGACAGGAAGUGGAAAGACCCACACGAUGACCGGCUCCCCAGGGGAAGGAGGGCUACUCCCUCGCUGCCUGGACAUGAUCUUCAACAGCAUAGGGUCAUUCCAAGCUAAGCGAUAUGUUUUUAAGUCCAAUGACAGGAACAGCAUGGAUAUACAGUGUGAGGUUGAUGCCUUACUGGAGCGUCAGAAAAGAGAAGCCGUGCCCAACCCGAAGACCCCCUCUGGCAAGCGACAAGUAGAUCCAGAGUUUGCAGACAUGAUAACUGUCCGAGAAUUCUGCAAAGCAGAAGAAGUCGAUGAAGAUAGUGUUUAUGGCGUAUUUGUCUCUUACAUUGAAAUAUAUAAUAAUUACAUAUAUGACCUGUUGGAAGAGGUGCCAUUUGAUCCCACAAAACCCAAACUUCCACAGUCUAAAAUGCUUCGUGAAGAUAAGAACCACAACAUGUAUGUUGCAGGAUGUACAGAGGUGGAGGUGAAGUCUACUGAAGAGGCGUUUGAGGUUUUCUGGAGAGGCCAGAAAAAGAGGCGGAUUGCUAACACCCACCUGAACCGUGAGUCCAGUCGUUCGCACAGUGUGUUCAACAUUAGGUUAGUGCAGGCUCCGCUGGAUGCAGAUGGAGACAAUGUCUUACAGGAGAAAGAACAAAUCGUCAUAAGCCAGUUAUCCUUAGUGGAUCUUGCUGGAAGUGAAAGAACUAACCGGACCAAAGCAGAAGGGAACCGAUUGCGUGAAGCUGGUAACAUAAAUCAGUCACUGAUGACGCUGAGAACCUGCAUGGAAGUCCUGAGAGAGAACCAAAUGUAUGGAACGAACAAAAUGGUCCCAUAUCGAGAUUCCAAGUUAACACAUCUGUUCAAGAAUUACUUCGAUGGGGAAGGGAAAGUGCGAAUGAUCGUGUGUGUGAAUCCAAAGGCUGAAGAUUAUGAAGAGAGCUUGCAAGUCAUGAGGUUUGCAGAAGUGACCCAAGAAGUAGAAGUGGCGAGGCCAGUAGACAAGGCAAUCUGUGGACUAACACCUGGGAGGCGAUUCAGAAACCACGUGCGAGGAGGCCCGGUUGGGGAUGAACCCCCUGUCACCAACGUGGUCUUACAGAGUUUCCCACCUUUGCCGUCGUGUGAGAUUUUGGACAUCAAUGAUGAGCAGACCCUGCCAAGGCUGAUCGAGGCCCUGGAGAAGCGCCAUCAUCUUCGGCAAAUGAUGAUCGAUGAGUUUCACAAGCAAGCCAAUUCUUUUAAAGCCUUGUUACAAGAGUGUAGCACUGCUGUCUUAAAUAAAGAAAACUACAUUCAUGGGAAACUGAACGACCAAGAGAAGGUGAUCUCGGGACAGAAACUGGAGAUAGAACGACUAGAGAAGAAGAACAAAACUUUAGAGUAUAAGAUUGAGAUUUUGGAGAAGACGACUACUAUCUACGAAGAGGACAAGCGCAAUCUGCAGCAGGAGCUCGAGACGCAGAAUCAGAAGCUCCAGCGACAAUUCUCUGACAAGCGCAGGCUGGAAGCUCGGCUGCAAGGCAUGGUGACAGAGACGUCGAUGAAAUGGCAGAAAGAAUGUGAGCGCCGAGUGGCAGCCACACAGCUGGAGAUGCAGAAUAAACUCUGGGUCAAAGAUGAAAAACUGAAGCAGCUGAAGGCCAUUGUCACUGAACCCAAAACUGAGAGGCCGGAAAGGCCGUCACGAGAGCGUGACCGAGAAAAAGUUAUCCCCAGAUCCGCUUCUCCCCCUCCGGUGCCGCUUUCUGGUAACUCUAUUGCUCAGAUCCCCAACGGCCAGCAACUCAUGAGCCAGCCACAACUCCAUAGGCGCUCUAACUCUUGCAGCAGCAUUUCUGUAGCUUCCUGUAUUUCGGAAUGGGAGCAGAAAAUUCCUCCGUACAACACUCCUCUCAGUGUCACAUCCAUUGCAAGGCGUAGGCAGCGGGAGCCAGGACAAAGUAAAACUUGUAUCGUGUCAGACAGAAGGCGAGGGAUGUGCUGGACCGAAGGCAGGGAGGUGGUUCCGACAUUCAGGAACGAGCUAGACGUAGAAGAGGAUCCUUGCUUCAGGAACGCACCACCAAUUCGUCUCCGACACAGACGGUCACGCUCUGCGGGAGACAGAUGGGUAGAUCAUAAGCCCGCCUCUAACGUGCAAACUGAAACAGUCAUGCAGCCACAUGUCCCUCAUGCCAUCACAGUAGCCGUUCCAAACGAAAAGGCACUAGCUAAGUGUGAGAAGUACAUGCUGACCCACCAGGAACUAGCCUCCGAUGGGGAGAUUGAAACUAAACUAAUUAAGGGUGAUGUUUUUAAGACAAGAGGUGGUGGACAAUCUGUUCAGUUCACCGAGAUUGAGACUUUAAAACAGGAGUCACCAAGUGGUAGUCGGAAACGAAGAUCAUCCACAGUAGCACCUGCCCAGCCAGAUGGCACAGAGUCUGAAUGGACCGAUGUAGAGACAAGGUGUUCCGUGGCUGUGGAGAUGAGAGCGGGAUCGCAGCUGGGCCCUGGCUACCAGCAUCAUGCACAGCCCAAACGCAAGAAGCCAUGAACUGCGACAGCCCUGGGACAAGCAGAACAUCCGGUGCUGGCGACUCUCCCAAGCCGCGCUGAGCAGCCUGCUGGCUCCUCCGGCCUCGGGGGACAGCACAGACCUCAGCUGUGACAGACACUGGCCUCUGGCGGAGCUUCGCCCACGAUCCCAAAGAUACACAGCAGGCUGCCCACCUGUAGUACGCGUGUUAUGUGCCUUGUCGUAUUUAAUACUCAUAGCAAAGGAAGACCCUGCCCCACUGCUGAUGGACUUUAUAAUGCAAGUCUUUGUAUAUUGUGUUUUUAUAACUAAUCCCACAAGUACUUGUCUUGGUAUAAUUAAGGAAGAGUAAUAUCUAGAUCCGACUUUUUUUUUAUGGUGACUUCUCCAGUUCUGGUCUGAGUAUUUCUUGGGUUUUAUAAAUGAAACAAAUGCUGCUAUUAAUUAGCUGCAAGAGUGCACUUUAGACAUAUCUGACUUUUGAAAUAAAGAUGCCAGUGACUGGUCCAUAAUAAAA